AUGAGUGCCAGGUGCCCGACAGUGAGCGCUCUACGUCUCGGCAACAUCAGUACCCUGCGUAUUUCAAGCUUCCAUCCUACCAGCAAUAGCUUACAUCAACUUGGAAGGCGAAACUUAUCUCAAACCUCAAAUAUCGGAGCAGUGCCACCAAAAUUACGUACCGGAUACUUCUUUGCUAAUGCCUUAUUGCCAUUGGAACAAUUUGGGUCCAAAGAUCCCCUAAAUGGCCCAGUCAUAUUAGCCACCUCUCGAAAGAAGGCGAGGCUCUUUCGCUCAGAUUCAGUUGCAACGAAAUCUGCCAUCCUGCCUCAGCAACAAAGAUAUGAACGAAAAUCUAGCGCUACCACAGGCGACAGCUUUCUACCUUCUAACGCCGCAACAACUCUUACAAACUCAGCGUCUACUCUACCUAAAAAUUCACUUCGACAGCUUCUUUCAAUUUUACUUGCGCUUUCCAAGCCACGCUUGACUGUUCUUGUGGUGCUUACUGCCUGCGCAUCUUAUUCACUAUAUCCUACACCAGAUGUCCUCCUCCCUUCCAGUACCAGUGCUCCCUCUCUCUCCCCGCUCACUCUUCUAUUUCUCACUAGUGGUACGACACUCUGCGCUGCCGCCGCAAAUACACUUAAUAUGAUUUACGAACCUAAGUGGGAUGCUCUAAUGUUACGCACACAAAACCGGCCAUUAGUUAAAGGAUUGAUUACCCCAAAGGCAGCUGCCAUUUUUGCUGUACUUAGCGGAGUGGCUGGAGCAACUUUGCUAUACUAUGGUGUGAACCCAACAGUUUCCUUGUUAGGUUUACUAAACAUUGCGCUCUACGCUGGGGUUUAUACUCCGUUAAAGCGGAGAUCAGUCAUCAACACCUGGGUCGGCGCUCUUGUCGGUGGGAUACCACCUCUAAUGGGCUGGGCCGCUGCUGCAAGUCAAACUGCUGUGAUAGGGAAUUUCGAAGAACUAUUAUUAGGCAAACAGAAUAUUGGUGGUUGGCUAUUGGCCACCUUGCUCUUCUCCUGGCAAUUUCCACAUUUCAUGUCCCUUUCAUGGUCAAUCCGCGAAGACUACAAGAAAGCAGGGUACCGAAUGCUAAGCUGGGUAAAUCCCGCCCGCAACUCUCGGAUUGCACUUCGAUAUAGCCUACUUUUCUUACCCAUAUGUUCAGGAAUGUGCUACUUUGGGGUGACAGAAUGGUCUUUUGCUAUAACCUCGACACCCAUUAAUGUGUGGUUAAUUUCAGAGGCAGUUAAAUUUUGGAAAUAUCAAGGUGCAUCCGGGAGUGCACGAGGCUUAUUUUGGGCUAGUGUCUGGCAUUUACCUGUCGUAAUGAUAUUAGCUAUGGUACAGAAAAAGGGCCUGUGGACUAAGGUGUGGAUCGCCAUUGCUGGCGAAAACGAGAAGGAUACAGAUAUAAUGGAAUAUGAAGACAAAACUUGA
Molecule: messenger RNA, 1431 nt
Organism: Blumeria graminis f. sp. triticale
Lineage: Eukaryota; Fungi; Ascomycota; Leotiomycetes; Helotiales; Erysiphaceae
Source: the annotation of a GenBank genome assembly